Messenger RNA from Homalodisca vitripennis (glassy-winged sharpshooter), 2917 nucleotides. Its product is annotated as probable FAD synthase. The transcript is spliced from 4 exons. Bases 2156 to 2917 code for a protein of 253 amino acids. Lineage: Eukaryota; Metazoa; Arthropoda; Insecta; Hemiptera; Cicadellidae. The record is from RefSeq and is a predicted model, not a curated record.
UAGUAGACGAUGUUUAAUGAGUCAUAUAUUACGACUCUGCCAGUUCACGGCGGGAAAAAAUGAGUCGUAAUUUACGACGUUGCCAGCCGGAGGGUUAAACUACAUCACUUGUCUCGAACUACCAAAAGAACUACAACUAACAGGUUUAAACAUCGUCACACUACUAGCGGAGGACGAAAGGGCCAUCGGACAAUGCCCUCACUUCGAUGAGCGACCGCUCUCGAACUAUGUCGUAUCCAAAACUAAUCCGAAAGUACACUGGUGGAUAAGCGUCCAGCAGACAUUCAUUUAGACAGACAGAUCACGCUAGAUAAGCUGACCAAUGGGAGAGCUAUUGCCUCAUCUGACGUCAGAGCUUAAAAUUCAUCAAACCAGUUUAUUGAUUUUCUCUACACCAAAAAUAUAAAUGCCAAAAGAAACUAUUCUUCGUCUAGGCCCUCAAAACCCACCCAACUGUGACACUUGUGGCAUUCUAUUUAGUGUUUAUUUUACAGUAAAAGAAUAAGUUGACACACACUGUAAUCUCAAAGUCUCAAGUACACACUGGUCUCUAUCAUCUCUGGUUUACAUAGAAGGAAUAUCAGAGGUUAAAAAAACAAACCCUCAUAUGAUAGAUAUAUUUCUAGGAUCUCUUGCAUCACUGAAUUUUUUUGUUUUUAUUUGGAAAAAAUAGCAAGUAGUGACAGCCUAUCACUUUUUUUAAUCCGCACAAUUUAGAAUACAAGCACGUGAAUACAAAUGAAAGCAGUUUUAGAAGUGACUCCUGUCUAUGAGAAAUAUAUUAAAUUUGUUACAGAUUCCUGAUAACAUAUUGUAAUAUUAACUCUGUUAUCAGCUAUCUGGUGUAGAUAGACCAUAUCGUACUUAGCUUCUCAUUUACUUAAGUUGUAAAUAGUUGUUGGUGAACAACUACCUAAAUGUGAUUCUAAAGCUGAUGUUUAAUAAUAUUGACAGUCAGUGCAUAAUUAUAUUUAGUCAUGGGAAUUGUUGUGGAAGUGACAUUUUAACGUGUCCCCAUAAAAAACGUAAUACUAGAAAGUAUUGUUUUGUGUUAGUUUAAAAAAUCCAUAAAACAUGUUCAUUUUGUGCUCAACUAAAAAUUAAACUAAAUUUUUCAAUGGUCAAUACCCUUUGCAUCAUCAGUUUGACCCAGAAUAGGCCACAUCUGACCUAAGUAGUCAAAAGGUCAAGUGAUUUAAGAUGAAAUAUGCAUCUUUUGGUAGGUAAAGAAUAUUGGAUGACUAUAAUCAAGAUAAAGCAAUCCAUUUGAGCGAUUCACUUUUUCUAAGCACUUUGGGCCUCUAAGAGAUCAGGUUAAGUAAACAAUUAUUAUUAGAAUCUUUAAAAAAACCUACUUUUUAAAUAUUACAGGAUAUAAAAAGUACAUUUAUACAAUUUUUAAUGACGUUUUGUAGUUUUACGGCAUAAUACUUGUUAAAAAAUUCACAUUAAUUAAAGUCAUAUAUUAGAAUUAUCUCCUACAUAGAAAUAUAAUCAAUAUAUUGUGAAAACUGUUCUUAAAAACAUAUAUUUUGUAAAUUUUGCUUGGAAAUAAAUUUUCCAGAUUGCGAACAUACGUACUCACUUGCAAAUCGGAUGGGAAAGGAUUAAUGUGUACUUUAAUAAACAUGGCAUUCCAUUGUUCCACCAUCAUGAAACAUUGCUCCCCAGAGGAUAGAUGUUCUGUUUUCAUUUGAACAGUAAUAUUCAUUGCUUAUAGUUUAUUAUUGAGGAUGGAAUGUUUGAAAGGAUAACAGGAUUUUGGACACUUGCCAUCGUUAUAUGUUAACAUCCAAAUUUCAGUAAUAUUCAAGUAAAACGAAGUGAUUUCUGUCAGGAUUAAAAUGAUGCAAGAACUGAACUGACCCACAUAACACAGUUUAUUAUAUAGCGUUAGAUUGAGAGAUAAGAUACUGAUGACCAUAACUUGAAUUUUACUUAGUGCACUAUCUGAUCAGUGUAAUUCAGCAUUGUGGCCUGAAUAAAAUGAUUUGUUCACUUUUCGUUUUAAUCAGUCUAAAUGGGAUCAAUAUGACAGUUUGAUAAGUGGUGAUAGUUACACCUCGAUGUGGACAGAAUCAUGUAAAAGUACUCUACGGGAGAGAACUAUUGGAACAUAACUAAGGAUUUUCUUAUUUUUUAAAAGCGGAAAAAUAUGAUUUCUAUUGGUAUUAUUAUUAUUUUGCUUCAAGGUUCUAUAGAUUACAUCAUGUGUGGGAGAUCCGCUGGAAUAAUUUUAGUGGGAGAUGAAAUAUUGAAGGGACAAGUGAAAGAUACGAACUCACACUUUAUGUGCAAACGCUUCCGAGCAGUCGGAACUAAAGUGCUGAAGAUAUCGGUGGUGGAAGAUAUCGUGGAUGAAAUAGCAAAGACUGUGGAAGAGUUUUCCGGUAGGUUCGAUAUUGUCGUGACCUCGGGGGGAAUAGGGCCAACGCAUGAUGACGUGACGUACGCUGGUGUUGCGGCAGCUUUUGGUGACAAAAUUGUUUGUAACGAUAUUCUUCUAGACUACUGGAAUAAGACCUUCAACUCCAGUGUUACGCAGAGUGCAAGGCUGCUGUCUUCUGUACCCCAGUCAGCGGAAAUAAUCUGGGCGAACACAGAGUCCGUGCUUUACUCGAACAGGAAAGGUGAGGAAAUCAAGACGUUUCCUGUCGUGAAGGUCCGCAAUGUGUUCGUGUUACCGGGUGUUCCCCAAUAUUUAGAAGCUCUGUUUGUCGCCUUGGAAAAGGAUAAUUUUCAGAGUCAAGGCCGGUCAUUCUACACCGGCAGGAUAUACUUGUCAGUAGAUGAGGAGUGGAUAUUAAAAGCGCUAAAUAAGAGUGUGCAAGAUUGCAAGGAUUGUGUGUUUGGUUCUUACCCAGUGAUCAAUAACGAUCGGUACAAAACUCAGAUAACAGUGGAAGCGGAUGGAUAG